Fraxinus pennsylvanica is the source of this 825-nucleotide messenger RNA. The record is from the annotation of a GenBank genome assembly. Lineage: Eukaryota; Viridiplantae; Streptophyta; Magnoliopsida; Lamiales; Oleaceae.
AUGCCAAAUCUGCUAAUCACUCAUAUUCACGUUGCAUAUGCUUGCCUGAUUUGCACCGACAAUUUAUAUAAUUCAUAUGAUGAAUUCCUGGGAAGCAGUAAUGGACGCAUUAUCGUCAGAAUGCUGGUUUGUAUUAGAAUUCAGAAGCACUGGAACGGACGGAGAAGAGACGUAGGCAGGUCAGCAGCUGUUAGGGCAGUAUGGGUUGUGGAUAUUGUGGGCUUGUAUGAUUGGGUUAUUGGGACUACAGCUGAAGAUGUAGAUGUAGCAGUGGAAGCUGCCCAGAACGCUUUUUACCGAAAUGCAGGCAAAGAUUUGGCUUCUGCUGCAGGGGCACAUCGUGCCAAGUAUCUACGCGCCAUUGCUGCGAAGAUCAUAGAAAGGAAAUCGGAAUUAGCAAAACUCGAACCAAUCGAUUCUGGGAAGCCAUUGGAAGAAGCGGCUUGGGAUAUAGAUGACGUUGCUAGAUGUUUUGAAUAUCAUGCUGAGCUUGCUGAAGCUUUGGAUUCAAAGCAAAAGACUUCUAUUUCUCUUCCGAUGGAGACAUUCAAGUAUCAUGUUUUGAGAGAACCCCUUGGGGUCACUGGGUUGAUUACCCCAUGUACUUGUUUGGAAUUAGGUGAAGUGUGUAAAGAGGUAGGCCUUCCACCUGGCGUUCUCAAUAUUCAGACAAGGCUGGGACGAGAAGCUGGUGCUCCUUUGGCAUCUCAUCCUCAUGUUGAUAAGAUAGCAUUUACUGGGAGUAAUGCUACUGCUUCUGACCAGAUUAACAAUGUGCUGCCAAUUGCACACGUAAUGGGCACAAAUUGCUUAAAGCUGACUUAG